AUGCGCCUCAACGUGUCGUCCAUGCUCGAGUGCCUCCAGAACCAGACUGCCUCGGACAACCUCUACAUCCAGCAAAGCCUGGACGAUUACGGCGAUGCCGUCCUGGAAGAGGACGAGUUCCACGAAACCACCAACCCCAUCAUGGACAAGACCCUUCUUGACGCUGGCGCCGAAGGAUUCCGUGUGUUAACAAACUUUACACCGGAGGAAUUCGAGGUCAUCUGGGGGAAUGCUGAAUCUGCUAUGACAUCACGUUGGAAUGACGGUCGUGGUCGGAAGUCCGCAACAAGUGCCAAAGACGCGUUCUUUGUUACUUUAACGGUAAUGAAACACUACCAAACCUGGGAAAAGCACGCUGUGGACUUCGGCCUGAAGGCACCAACCUUGGAGAAACUCGUCGUGAAGGUGGUCGGCGUGUGCUCGAAGCUCCUGUACGCCUGUUUCGUGUCUCUGCACCGCAUGACGACGCUGCGCUCCAAGGACAAGGUGUUCACUCACUACCCCUAUGCACUGUAUGCGACGGACGUCAAGUUCCAGCCGGCCCAUCGUCCCUCCGGCCGCUUCGGUGAACAAAAGCACUAUUUCAGUGGAAAACAUAAGCUGUACGGCUUUAAGAUAGAAGCUUCCGUCUCACCUGAGGGGUUGCUUGUCGACAUGAGUCCUCACGAGCCAGGGUCGGUGUCUGACCUCACCAUGUUCCGAAGCCGCCUGGACCAACACACUCAAGCGCUCGCGAAGGACGACUACGACGACACCAUCAACGACAACGGGAAACUGUUCCGAGAGCAUCCUACCUCGUGGGCAGUCCUUGUGGACAAGGGAUAUAUCGGCGUUGCGGCGUCGGCGCACCGAUUUGACAUGGACAGGAACAAGGAAGUUUCUUCUGACCGUGUCGUUGUCGAAAACUUCUUUGGCCGGGUGUGCUCGCUUUGGAAGGUGUCCUACGCAACAUUUGUAUGGGGUGAGAAACUCUAUGAUGACAUUCAGCGAUUCACGUUUGCCCUUACCAACUUCCACGCGACUUUGAUGCCCUUGCGCCUCGAGGACAAUGACCACUAUCGUGCCGUCAUGGCACGCUACAAGAGUAUGGCAGCUGAGAACACCUCAAAGAGAGCUGCGAACCAACGCAGGUACCUACAGCGCCGUGCAGAGCGGUUUGCGACGGAAGCUGCCCGCGCCAGCCGUACUUCGCGGGGUACAUUCUUGUCUCCCAUGGUGAGUGGCCGCCGCUGA
Aphanomyces astaci is the source of this 1233-nucleotide messenger RNA. RefSeq lists its product as hypothetical. The coding region runs from base 1 to 1233 and encodes 410 amino acids. The record is from RefSeq and is a predicted model, not a curated record. Lineage: Eukaryota; Oomycota; Saprolegniomycetes; Saprolegniales; Verrucalvaceae. The transcript has 2 exons.